Bacidia gigantensis is the source of this 924-nucleotide messenger RNA. RefSeq lists its product as uncharacterized. Bases 1 to 924 code for a protein of 307 amino acids. NCBI's taxonomy places the organism in Eukaryota, Fungi, Ascomycota, Lecanoromycetes, Lecanorales, Ramalinaceae. The record is from RefSeq and is a predicted model, not a curated record. The transcript has a single exon.
AUGUUGCGGCUCGCUUCCCUCGCUGCCACUCUUCUAAUUGCCAGUGGAGUUACCGAAGCAACUUACGCUCAUGUGUCUCUUAGAAGAGCAGCGAAUUUUACGGAAGCCGGAGGUUCAUUUCUUGAAACCAAUGGCUUCCCAGCUGGUGGAGGCUCCACCUGUUUCACUGGAAGCAUCGAAGUGACGGUAACGUCGACGAACCUGAAAAUCAGCUACAACGGAUCUCCAGAUCAAGAUACUCUCACAGAAUUCAACUUAGAAUUCCUAGAGCCCAAUUCGGACCUAGCGACGAGACUCGUCAGCAACUCGAGUCCCGUGACUGGCACCUACAGCAUCUCUUCGAAGCUGUGCCUACCCAAAGCUCUAGGAACUGCCAAAGAGAUCAGCACAGUCCAAUUCCUGACGCAUGGCGACAUAGUCACAAGCACCUACUGGAACAUUGCUCCCAAUUACAGCUACAUUGACGCCUCGACAGCAGCAGGCUAUGCCACCUUCUCCUACGAUCGCGUCGGCACCGGCCAAUCAGACCACCCAGACCCUAUCUCAAUUGUGCAAGGUCCUCUCCACGUCGAGAUCGCACACGCCUUAGUCACAAUGCUCCGGUACGGCCAAAUCCGGUCUCAUCACUUCCCCAAUGUCAUAGGCGUCGGGCACUCAGCAGGCUCCAUCAUCACACAAGGCGUGACGAUCAAAUUCCCUCAGGAGUUCGAUGCAGUCAUUCUGACCGGGACAUCAACCGAAGUGACAUCCUUCACGCUAGGAAUAGCGGCUUUUGAUUUCCAGAUUGCCAAUGAGACUGAUCCGCGAUUCAAGGAAUUGCCGAAUGCCUACUUCACGCAAGCGAACGCCAUAGGCAUCCAAAUUGGCUUUUUCAAAUAUCCGAAUUUUGAUCAGGAGAGUUACUGUUCCUUUUUGCUAGGGUGA